Molecule: messenger RNA, 5567 nt
Organism: Pogona vitticeps (central bearded dragon)
Lineage: Eukaryota; Metazoa; Chordata; Lepidosauria; Squamata; Agamidae
Source: RefSeq, a predicted model, not a curated record
AUCCAAUGGUUUUAUCUUCUCUCACCAGGAGCUUGGAAAAACCACCAAGAAUCUGUGAAGUAAUUGUGGAUCCUUACACUACGGUGACAGUAUCUCAAGGAAUCUGUUUUUAAGCAUGUUGGACUGAACACUGUGACGUUUCUCCUUGUGUUCAGAGAUAAGAAGCCUCUGGAUUGUUUCUGCCCCAGAACCAAAAGGGAUAUUUGCAACAUAGAAUAUAACUGUUCCUCCGAUUCUCCCUGGAAGACAAGUGGAUUAUAACCUUACUUUCUUCUGGGAUUCUUCAGCCUUUUUUUGUGCGCCUUGCAGAUCUUUACACUUAAGACUUUCUUGGUGGAAAGGAACUACCUCUAUGCAUUCUGCUGUGCCAAAAUAGUAAUAAUAAAAACAAUAGUUGCCUGAACUGCAGCAAUUUUGACCAAGAACUCUAAGAAGGCCACUGAUGGGUGCAUGUUAAUGCCAGCAGUCUGCUGUGGAGCCAGUGAACAGCCCAAAACAUACAGGUGAACUUUUGUCCAGAUCUGUCAGCUGUUUCUGAGAACAAGAAGUUGGAUCAUAUUUGCCUGAUAAAUGGGAAUCUUCAGACUAAUCAUCUGCGAAAUACUAGCAUACAAAAUUAUGGGAUGUUACGCUUGUUCCGAUUUUGGCUGUGCUUUUGGAAAAUACACUUGAUAAUCAUUCAUGUCCAGAUUGGGUUGUGUAAUUCAUCAGUCAAUGCUAGUCAUGGGAGUAUUAGGUAAUGCUGCUGGCGUCUGUGCCCUUUUGAGUGGUCUUGUUCCUCUUACUACUUAGUGCUGCAGCUAGCUCUUGGUUAAAAGUUAUCAAAGAAGUAAUAUUUUUCCUCCUUCCAUUCUUGCUGCCAAGAUGGCUUCUGUCCGGUUCAUGGUUACUCCCACUAAAAUUGAUGAUAUCCCAGGCUUGUCUGACACCAGUCCAGAUCUCAGCUCGCACUCCAGUUCCCGUGUCCGCUUCAGUUCCAGAGAAAGUGUCCCGGAAACAAGCCGCAGCGAAGGGGCCAGUGACUUUUCUAGAGUAACAACUUCACUGGCUACUGAUGCAGCCGAGCCGGCUACUGACAAGACAAGUAACCCUCGUGCAGAUGUGGCUGAAGAUGUGAGUCAAACUUCCAUCACAGGGGAACAGUAUCAGCUCUUAGAUCCUGGGCACAAGAAAGAUCCUCAUGCCUAUCUCAACAACAUUAACUACGAAGAUGGCGAUGAAUUCUUUGACAAAAAUUUGGCACUCUUUGAGGAGGAGAUGGACACCCGACCCAAGGUGUCCUCCCUGCUCAACCGCAUGGCCAAUUACACCAACCUGAUGCAGGGAGCACGCGAACAUGAGGAGGCUGAGAAUGUCCCUCCAGGCAAGAAGAAGCCCACAAAGACUCCACAGAUGGGCACAUUCAUGGGGGUCUACCUGCCCUGCCUGCAGAACAUCUUUGGAGUGAUUCUGUUCUUGAGACUCACCUGGGUGGUGGGUACAGCUGGGAUAUUGCAAGCCUUUGCCAUCGUAUUCAUCUGCUGCUGCUGUACGAUGCUAACAGCCAUCUCCAUGAGUGCCAUUGCCACCAACGGAGUUGUGCCUGCUGGGGGUUCAUACUUCAUGAUAUCACGAGCUCUGGGCCCUGAGUUUGGAGGAGCUGUGGGACUCUGCUUUUACCUGGGCACCACCUUUGCUGCUGCAAUGUAUAUUUUAGGAGCCAUUGAAAUCUUCCUGCUGUACAUUGCCCCCGAGGCAGCCAUCUUCCGUAGCGAGGAUCCCCUGAAGGAGCCAGCAGCCAUGCUGAACAACAUGCGGGUGUAUGGCUCUGCCUUCCUGGUGCUGAUGGUGCUGGUGGUGUUUGUGGGUGUGCGUUACGUGAACAAAUUUGCCUCCCUCUUCCUCGCCUGUGUCAUCGUCUCCAUCCUGGCCAUCUACGCGGGUGCCAUCAAGUCGUCCUUUGCACCUCCCAAUUUCCCCGUGUGCAUGCUGGGGAACCGCUCCCUUUCCCAGCACCACAUUGACCGGUGUGCCAAGACUGAGGAGCGUAACAACAUCACUGUCCACACCCGCCUCUGGCACCACUUCUGCAGCAGCAGCAACAAGCACCCCAACGGCUCUUGCGAUGACUAUUUUCAACAGAACAACGUCACUGUUAUCCAGGGUAUCCCAGGGCUGGCGAGUGGCAUUAUUGCUGAGAAUCUUUGGAGCAACUAUCUGGUGAAAGGCGAGAUCAUUGAGAAGCCGUCUUUGCAUUCAGUUGAUGCAGGAGGAGCCAUAAAUCAGCAGUAUGUGCUGACUGAUAUUACCACUUCUUUUACCCUCCUUGUUGGCAUCUUUUUUCCCUCCGUCACUGGAAUUAUGGCUGGAUCAAAUCGUUCUGGAGACCUGAAGGAUGCCCAGAAAUCUAUUCCCAUUGGUACCAUCUUGGCCAUUCUCACCACUUCAUUUGUGUAUCUUAGCAAUGUGGUGCUUUUUGGAGCUUGCGUAGAAGGUGUUGUACUCAGAGACAAGUUUGGCGACACCGUGCGGGGGAACCUCGUGGUGGGGACGCUGUCUUGGCCCUCUCCUUGGGUCAUCGUCAUCGGUUCCUUCUUCUCAACCUGUGGAGCCGGGCUGCAGAGCCUCACGGGGGCCCCUCGGCUGCUCCAAGCUAUCGCUAAAGACAACAUUAUACCCUUCCUGCGGGUGUUCGGUCAUGGCAAAGCCAACGGUGAGCCCACCUGGGCCUUGCUCUUGACAGCUGGCAUUACAGAACUAGGGAUCCUCAUUGCCUCUUUGGACAUGGUAGCCCCCAUCCUCUCUAUGUUCUUCCUGAUGUGUUACCUCUUUGUCAACCUGGCCUGCGCCUUACAAACCCUACUGCGUACUCCAAACUGGAGGCCACGCUUCCGGUACUACCACUGGGCACUCUCUUUCAUGGGCAUGAGUAUCUGCGUGGCGCUCAUGUUCAUCUCCUCCUGGUAUUAUGCCAUUGUUGCCAUGGUGAUAGCUGGAAUGAUCUACAAAUACAUUGAGUACCAUGGGGCUGAAAAGGAGUGGGGGGAUGGCAUCCGUGGCCUGUCCCUGAGCGCAGCCCGCUUCGCCCUGCUGCGUCUUGAGGAAGGGCCACCCCACACCAAGAACUGGAGGCCACAGCUGCUGGUGCUUCUGAAGCUGGACGAGGACCUGCAUGUGAAGCAUCCACGUCUGCUCACCUUCGCCUCCCAGCUGAAAGCCGGCAAGGGCCUCACCAUCGUGGGCUCUGUCAUGGUGGGCAAUUUCUUGGAGUGCUACAGUGAGGCACUGGCUGCCGAGCAGCAUUCACUAGCAGUACUCCAUUUUCCCAACCCUGUUUAUAGAUGUCGUUUCCUGUUGUUUGUGAAACAAGAGAGAAACAUGGGCAUGGCUAGAGGUGGAAAGGCCGAUAUCCCUGCUGUGAAAAAGAUACCACUCUCACCAGUCCCCUUUUUCUUGCCCCGGCAGCAUGACAGUGACAUCUCUGCCUAUACCUAUGAGCGUACACUGAUGAUGGAGCAGCGUUGCCAGAUGUUGCGGCAGAUGCGUCUUUCUAAGACGGAACGGGACCGAGAGGCUCAGCUUGUGAAGGACAGAAACUCUAUGCUGCGGUUGACAAGUAUCGGCUCAGACGAUGAUGAAGAGACUGAAACCUACCAGGAGAAGGUGCACAUGACAUGGACCAAGGAUAAAUACGUGGCAUCCCGUGGGCAGAAAUCCAAGUCACUCGAAGGUUUCCAGGAUCUGCUCAAUAUGCGGCCGGACCAGUCCAAUGUGCGACGCAUGCACACAGCUGUCAAACUCAAUGAGGUCAUUGUCAACAAGUCCCAUGAAGCCAAGUUGGUGUUGCUUAAUAUGCCAGGUCCGCCACGAAAUCCUGAGGGAGAUGAGAAUUAUAUGGAAUUCCUGGAGGUGCUCACCGAGGGGCUUGAGCGUGUGCUGCUUGUGCGGGGUGGUGGCAGCGAGGUCAUCACCAUCUACUCCUAGAGGCACUGGAAGGUCCUCCUUCUGACGGACUAGCUUCUGUCCAAUUGGCAUCUGCUUCCUGCCUGUGACCACCUGCCACUUGAACUCCCAAGAAGAGCAGUUCUUGGUGACACGCCUCCUUCGCUUCCUUUUCCCCCUGUGGCCUCAUGGGCCUGAAGUCAGGGCAGUUUUCUCCUUGUUGAGGACAGAGAGUUAACAUUUUCUUCUCUCCUUCCAGAAGAACCAACAUGAGCUUUUUAGACAGGUGGGUUGGGAGGUGAUGCAGUCUCUCCCUCCACAAGCGUAAAAGCCCUCGAGACAAGUACCGAUUCUGGUGGGGGUAAAAAGGAGCACAAGAGCAGGGACACCCCCACUGCUUCUGCCUUCUAGUUGCUGCUAACAUUCUCCAGGAGCCAUUACAAGAGUGUGACAGGACCAUCAGCUGGAAGGACAGUUGCAUGUCCUUGUCUGUUGAGGGAAAUAAGAAAAGGGGACUGGAGCUUUACCCUCUGUGGUGCCAUUCUCUUCUGGUUAGUGCCAAGGUCUUUCAGCUUUCUCCUUGAAAUCAGAGGGAGAGAGCAUCUGGAAAGAUGGAGGUGCUUCUAUAGUUCUUCAUCCGUAGCUUCUUGGAGGGGUUCCGAACUCUAAAUUCACCUUUUGCCAAGGCAAGUUGGUAGAGAAUGGUUGUCCCCUAAUGGAGGCAGCAGUACCGAUGGAGGGAUUUAUGUGACUGUCCUCCCAGCCAGCCCUUUUCCCUGUGGCCCUCACACUCCUGCCUGGGUAAGGAAGCCCAGAGACUUAUUUCCCCAGUCUUAUGCAAGUAUUAAAACAGAAUAGGUUGCAGUAUCUGGUUGUCAAGGGAAGGUGGACAAGAGAACAGCCAGUAUCCUGUUGUGAUUCUGUCUGCAUAAUGAGAAUGUCAGCAGCAGCCAAUUGCUGAUUAAGGAGUUCCUUUCCCAGUUGGGGGGUGCACGGGAUUUUGCUUCACUGCACAUGAGUCACACGGUAUCCCCUUCCCCAAAUAGAAAAAGGAACUCUUUGGCCAGAAGCAGGCUGCUGCUGGUCCCAUUCCUGUUGCACAGGAUAAAUGUCAAAAGGAGUGGAAACAGCAAUAUCUCCUGACAUUUGUUAAGUCUGCAUGCUCCUGAGUACGUACACCCCCUUCCCUUGAAUAUGAGAGAAACUAUAACCCUUUCUAUGCCAAAACAUUUAAGCUCACCCUCUUUUUAGAACAGUUUUCUCAGUGGUGAAGACCCACAACUGCUGUUUUCAUGAGUGCUGGGAAUGAGUCCUUCUUACCCCUACAGAAACAAACAGGGGGAAAGGUGCUGUGUCUGUUUUGUCCUAUUCAGUUUCAAUGAUGGAUGUCUAAAUCUCCUCCUCACAUCCCUUGCUCAAGAACCGUAUACAGGGACCACUCCUUUGGGGUAGCCUUAAGCAGAUGCAUCUCCAACCUCUCCUCCAGCUUUCUUUCUAAAGGGAAUUUCACACACCACUGUACAUCUCUUGAGGGGGGUCUUUAAUUUAUUGGGGAUGUAGCCUUGUUUACAUAGAAAGUUUUGGGGUGUGAUUUUUUUUUUUUUGGCUUCCUGAAUUAUGUAAAGAAUAAACUUUUUAUACAUAGU